Stegastes partitus (bicolor damselfish) is the source of this 998-nucleotide messenger RNA. RefSeq lists its product as uncharacterized. The annotation marks the transcript as partial. The record is from RefSeq and is a predicted model, not a curated record. NCBI's taxonomy places the organism in Eukaryota, Metazoa, Chordata, Actinopteri, Pomacentridae. The transcript is spliced from 12 exons.
AUGCUCAUCAAUUUCUUGACCAUUGCAACAAUCCUGGGAACUGGGAUCUUAGGUCUUCCAGUAACGAUAGCCCAUGCUGGACUGGUGCCUUUCCUGGUCUCCUUCCUCGUUGGCUUCUUUGUCCAAGCCUUGCUCAUCUACCUGUUUGUGGAACUUCUUCAGAAAUGUCAAGUGGUGCAGCUGGAGUCUCUGAAGACAGGUGUCGCAGAGUGUAUCGUGAUGGACCAGGUGGGCGUGGAGGAUCCGGCCCCCACGGAGGAGGAGGACGAGGAUGAAAGUGAAAAUGCAGAAGCAGAUACAGGUUUACUACAGCCGGAUGCAUUAGCUCUGCACCAGCAAGCUGAUAGCCUGCAGCCCAACCUUCAUCUGCUCGGCCGCCUCUUCCUUUCCCGCCCCAUGAGCCACGCUUUCAACUGCAUUCUCCUCUUCCAGUUCAUUUCAAUUGGAAUCAGUUAUGUCUUAGCUGGCAGUGAGGCCUACGCUGCGCUUCUUAAUAUCAGACACAUCUACGUGAUCCCAGCCUUCACCUGGAUUCUGACUCCGGCCAUCUUAUUGGCCCACACCGUCAUUCAGCCAAUCACGUCGCUGCUCACCCUCCUGAAGGGAAUCCUGCUCAUCGUCACGGUGGCGGUGACAUUUGCAGUGGGGUCGGAGGUCGGCCUUCAGAGCAGCAGCGACUUCAGUCAGAUGGGGAAACCUUUCCUAAUGGGCACAGUGGCUCUGGGUGGGAUUGUAAACGUGAUGCCGCUGCUUUUCUCACAGAUCUCGCACAACAAAACACAGAUCCUGUGGUUCCGGAGAGCGGUGCUCGGAGGUCUGACAACGUGCACUGUGCUGAACAUCCUCUGGUGUUGGGCCGUUCUGGAGAUUGUCCCUCAGACGUCGUUACCAGAACGGAGAAUGGCAGCAGAGACGACGACCCAGCCCGACUACAGCAGCCCAUCUGGUCCUCCAUCCUCAGUCGUCCCCCACCUGUACUCCAACAUCUCACUAGAACA